AUGAAUAAAGCCACACCUUGCAAAAAACAUCCAAAUUUUUCUACAUAAUGGGUUAGGAUUCUUCAAUAGAAUAUAGAUUUUGGAUGUAUCAAAUGUUUAGAUGAAAUUAAAGAUAAACUACACAUUCAAUAUUUACCAGAUGUAAAUUAAUAAAAUAUAAAUAGGUUAUUUAAGACCCAAGUAGUCUAAUACCUCAUAUUCCAAUUGAAGAAAAAUACAAAACCCUAUAUAAUAAUUUGAAUGAAUUCUAAGAAUAAAAAUUAGAAAAAUAUUAUGGAUAAUUGGAAAAAUCACUAAUUAGUUUAUGCGAAUAUUUAAAGAAUUUUAUUUAGAAUGGAAGAACAUGUUUAGAAGAAUUCAAAAAGAAAUGUAAAGAAUCCAAAGAAUUGCUGUAUUAAGUAUAGAGAAGUUCUUAAUUUUUUAGUAAUUCAAAAUAAAUGAAAUUCACUCAUUAAUUAAAUAAUAUGAAUUAUACGAAAAUUAAGAUAUUUCGGAUUAAAUAGAAAAAAAAUUGAAUGACAUAAGAGAACAAGUGAAUGAAGAUUUGAUGAAAGAAUAAAGUAGCAAGAUUAAAAAGAUAUAUGAUGAAACUUUAUUAUCAAUAUAUAAGUAAAAUACUUUAAAUAUUUUAGAUUAAAUUUAAAUUGCAACUAAUAAAUCGAUGAAAUAUCAGCUUAAAUCAAUAACAAUGCAUAAGAGUUAAAAUAAUACUUCCUUGAAUCAUUUAAAUCUAUAUAUAGAUUAACUCCUUAUAAUACAAAUCAAAAAUCUCUCCUAAUUCAGAAUUAGUCACUGUUUUAAAAUAUCAGCAGUUUAGGCAUUGUUUAGAUAGAAAAAUCUAAGUUUUAGUUUUCUGAAAACAAUUUCCCUUAUUAUAGUUCAAGGAUUUUACCACAAUAUUAUUUUGAAUACAUUUUACAAUAAGAUACUUUUUAGUAAAUUUUGGGUUAUAAUCCCAAUCUUAAUUUGAAAGCCUACAAUAUAUUUGAGCCAAAAAAUUAAGAAAUUGUAAAUGGAUAACAAUUUUGGAAUUAGGAUUCCAAACUAAAACGUUAGAAUCGGGAAAUUAAUGCUAAAUUAAUGAUAUUUAAAUCUAAUAAUAAGGGAAACCCUAUUUUUGGUUAUUUCGUAUCCAAUGGAAUAGAAUUUAUUUUUUCAUAUACUCAUAAUGAAAUUUAUCCUAACAAAUAAAUGAAAUAAAAAAGGCAAAACGGUUUAUAAUUUAAUCCUAUAAAAUAAUAAUAAGCCAAAAAUUAAAUAGAUAGUUUUAUAGUAGGGAAUUAUGAUAUGGAAAUACAUGCUAAUUUGAUUGAUGGAAAAUCAAUGUUGGGUCAGGAAUUCAUAUGGGAUAGCUAAAAUAAUGAAAUAGAUAAGAGUGAAUAUUUGUUUGGAGGAGCUAAGCCAAAUAUUCAGCUAUGUGAAAUAUUUUAUUUUUGA
Messenger RNA from Paramecium primaurelia, 1437 nucleotides. The record is from the annotation of a GenBank genome assembly. NCBI's taxonomy places the organism in Eukaryota, Ciliophora, Oligohymenophorea, Peniculida, Parameciidae.